UAUUUUCUCUGCAAAGCAUAUACCUUCACGAUGUCUUCCGGCAAGACCGUCACUCUGAACACGGGCCACAAGAUCCCACAAUUGGGAUAUGGCACCUGGCAAGCCGCUCCUGGCGAAGUCGGCAACGGUGUCUAUGAAGCCUUGAAGAUUGGCUACCGCCACCUUGAUCUUGCGAAGAUCUACGAGAACCAGAAGGAGGUCGCCCAAGGUAUCAAGCGCGCCUUCAAGGAGUUUAACAUCAAGCGUGAAGACGUCUUCAUUACCUCGAAGCUUUGGAACACUCAGCACGACCCCAAGACUGUGGAGGCCGCCCUCGACGAUACUCUUGCCGAGCUUGAGCUGGAGUACCUUGACCUCUACCUCAUCCACUGGCCCGUCAACUUCGGCCCGGGCAAGGAUCCCCACUCCGAUCUCUUCCCUGCGACCUCCGACCCCAAUGAGGUGAACAUCGACAACUCCAUCCCCAACAGCGAGACAUGGAAGGCUGUGCACGCGUUGCCCAAGAGCAAAGCCCGCUCUACCGGCGUGUCCAACUUCACUGCUAAAUCGCUCAAGGAGCUCGUUGACAAGACGGGUCUCGUCCCCGCCGUCAACCAGAUCGAGCGCCACCCUAUCCUCCCUAGCGACGAGCUCAUCGCGUACGCGAAGGAGAAGAACAUUCACAUCACCGCCUAUUCCGCCUUCGGUAACAACUUCUUCGACAUUCCUCUUCUCAUUACCCGGCCUGAGAUCAAGGCCAUUGCCGAAAAGAAGGGUGCUACUCCUGCACAGGUUAUCCUUGCAUGGAGCCAGAUUGGUGGACACUCGGUCAUCCCCAAGUCGGUGACUGCGUCUCGUAUCGCGGAGAACUUCAAGGAAAUUGAAUUGGAUGAGGAGGACGUCAAGGCGAUCAAGAAGUUCUCGGAUGAGCACCAGGGUAGGAGGAGGUAUAACGUUCCUUACACAGCGAACAAGCCUCGCUGGAGCAUCAACAUCUUCGACGAGCCUGAGGAGCAGGAAGCCCCCAACAAGUAUAUCAUCUAAACGGAGUAGAUUGUUUUCGCACGAGAGCCGCU
This is a messenger RNA of Paraphaeosphaeria sporulosa, 1055 nucleotides long. Its product is annotated as Aldo/keto reductase. The coding region runs from base 31 to 1023 and encodes 330 amino acids. The transcript is spliced from 5 exons. Gene Ontology annotation, molecular function: aldose reductase (NADPH) activity. Gene Ontology annotation, cellular component: cytosol. NCBI's taxonomy places the organism in Eukaryota, Fungi, Ascomycota, Dothideomycetes, Pleosporales, Didymosphaeriaceae. The record is from RefSeq and is a predicted model, not a curated record.